ACCAUGUUUGAUUAAAGAAAGAGGGGGUCCGUCACGCGCGCUUCCUCUUGGUCAUCUCCUCUCCGGUUCGUUCGCUCCAAUAACCUUCAGGUUAAUUGAACCUGCCUCGUACUUCUAAUAAUCGUUUUAAGAGCAGCGCCCUGUACUUUUCGGAGAGAGACUUCAAAACUGAAACUCGCAAUAUUAGAGAGAACGACCGUUUGUAAAUAAUCGUGAAAAAUUUGCGGCAGAUAUCGAAAAUUGACGGAGAAGUAAAACGUAAUUCUACCAUUAAUGGCUCCUCUUCAAGAUGACAAAGGAACUGAAGUUACAGAGGUGUCCAUCCCUAAACGCCCAAUCUCCACUGUCGUUUUUAUUAUCGCUAUGCAGACGGAGGCAUCACCUCUAGUGGAGAAGUUCCAGCUCGCCCAAGAAUCCAAUUCCGUAUUUCCGAAUGGGGUCCCGUGGGUGAGGUACAGUGGAAAAUAUAAAGAUUUAAAUAUCAACAUCGUUUCCCCCGGAAAAGACGUAGUUUUGGGUGUCGACAGUGUAGGCACAGUUUCUGCAUCGCUUAUAACUUAUGCUUCUAUUCAAGCUUUACAACCAGACCUGGUCAUAAAUGCAGGCACUGCAGGAGGUUUCAAGGCAAAAGGUGCUUGCAUAGGUGAUGUGUAUCUUGCAUCAGAUGUUGCUUUCCAUGACCGAAGAAUUCCUAUCCCUGUAUUUGACCUGUAUGGUGUAGGCACACGACAAGCUUGCUCAACCCCAAAUCUUGCGAAGGAGCUAAAUUUAAAGAUUGGCAAACUGUCCACUGGCGAUUCUUUAGAUAUGUGCCCACAUGAUGAAAAAGCAAUCGUUGCAAAUGAUGCAACUGUGAAGGACAUGGAGGGAGCUGCUGUUGCUUACGUGGCAGAUCUUUUGAAAACACCUGUAAUAUUUUUAAAAGCUGUUACCGACAUAGUCGAUGGUGACAGGCCAACACCCGAGGAAUUUUUACAAAAUUUGGCUGCAGUCACUGCUGCACUUGAUCAAGCAGCCACACGAGUUGUCGAUUACAUCAAUGGGAAGAAUCUGUCAGAACUUUGACUCUAAUUGUUGUUUUCCUUUUUAAUUAGCAUCAGAGAGAUGAAUUUGAGGGAUUGAUGCAUUGAAUAAUGAUAAUUAUUUUCAACAUUCGUAUCUCGUUUGGUAAUUUGUACCAAAACUAUGGCGAGGUUAUUGAUGACGAUGUUAUUUGUCUACAUAUCAAUAUAUACUUGUUGCUGUUGGUCUUAAUUUUUAA
Molecule: messenger RNA, 1261 nt
Organism: Olea europaea var. sylvestris
Lineage: Eukaryota; Viridiplantae; Streptophyta; Magnoliopsida; Lamiales; Oleaceae
Product: 5'-methylthioadenosine/S-adenosylhomocysteine nucleosidase 2
Exons: 8
Coding region: 274-1065 (263 amino acids)
Biological process (GO): nucleoside metabolic process
Molecular function (GO): methylthioadenosine nucleosidase activity
Source: RefSeq, a predicted model, not a curated record